Molecule: messenger RNA, 166 nt
Organism: Candidula unifasciata
Lineage: Eukaryota; Metazoa; Mollusca; Gastropoda; Stylommatophora; Geomitridae
Source: the annotation of a GenBank genome assembly
CCGGUGGAUACAAUACAUCAUCAUACUUAACUUUCUUGUACUCCUUCUUCACUUCCUCAAUUGUUGUUUGUGGGUGGAAAUUGUCUCGCUGUUCUGUCUGCUUACUAAGUUACUUUAUACCAUUAUACUUUAUUAUUAUUCGUUCAUUAUGUACUCUAAGCACUUU